AUGAGUGAGUUGGAAAUGGAAGUAGAUUUAGGAGAAAAUGAAGAAAAACCAUAUGUGCGAACCUUGGAAGAUGUCCAAAGUAUCAUUAAACAUGCCAAAUUGGAUGCUAAAAAUCUCACACAAGUUACCCAAGCACUUUACUACCCAUCUUCUACAAUGGACGAUGAUAAUUUAAAACUGCUAGAGUUGGAUACACAUAUGCAUCAACAAAUACGUCUUGGUCAGAAGCUCUACUUUAAAGGGGGUCAUAAUGAAAAAAUUGUGCUAUGUACUGAGGAGAAAACGUAUGACGUGAAGGGCGCAGAGAUCUCUAACAGUCUGUUGUUGGUGCCGGAUUUAAAAUUCGCCGCUGCUACUAGCACAUCACCGUUGAAGAGUCCUCGCGCCGGGACUUCUUCACUUGAGACAAGUUUGAACGAUGAUGAUGACGAUAUUUCGGUUGAUCGAGCACUGGAGCAGCGUAAAGUGCUUAAAAUAUUUCACGAAUACUUUGAAUGUCGCGAAAUAAGACCUCGUUACCGAAAGAUAUACGAACUGUUACAGUUAACACGUUAUUCUGGACCGGAAAACGAGGAGUAUAUUGAUCGCAAAUUGCUAUUCACAUAUGAUCAACUGUUGGAUACAGUACAAUGUAGUCGUAAGCAAUUCGAUGAAGGCUUAAUACAAUUUCGUGCUAUGGAAUUCGAAGGACGCAUGCGCGUACUCGAAUGUGAAUAUGAAAUGCGCAUAGUGAAUUUUAUGUUGGGAUUGUUGAGUGAAAAUUCGUGGCCUUUAGAUGAAGUGCAAUAUGAAGAGACUUUGUCGGCUUUGGAAGGAAUCGCGCCAACUGAAAUUGUAAAAGGACUUUUCCGCAUUUACACAGCGCCGACUGAGGGCAAAGAAGGAAAAUAUACCUAUAAAGAGAGCCUUGUUUCACGUAUCAUUGCACAGAAUAUAUUGCAACCGGAGUUAAAGUUUCGUAAAGACGAAUUUAUGAGCACUUGGCAAGAAGCAUUACCAGAGGGCAUGCGUUGUGAUGAAAAAUUUUUACGUGGCCUGGGCAUUAUUGAUAGGGAGGGUGUUACUCCUUGUAUUCGAUCGCUCGUCGAAGAGCUGCUGCCAACAAAUAUUCACGAAAGAAUGCGAAUUUUGUUCAAAAACAAAGCGCGUUGGACGAAAGAUGAAAUGGAGCCUUAUAUUGAAUGCUUUAGUACACCUACCCUCUCUGUGUCGACCUUAUUGGCCAAACAUGCACGCUCUCUUACGGAGAAUGGUGUGCGCUAUUUCGUAUCAAAACACUGACUUAUAUUUAGUUUACAUUAUUUAAUAAUUAUUUUUAAAACAUCAUUUAUUCAAUAA
Molecule: messenger RNA, 1338 nt
Organism: Bactrocera tryoni
Lineage: Eukaryota; Metazoa; Arthropoda; Insecta; Diptera; Tephritidae
Product: sister chromatid cohesion protein DCC1
Exons: 4
Coding region: 1-1281 (426 amino acids)
Biological process (GO): mitotic sister chromatid cohesion; maintenance of mitotic sister chromatid cohesion
Cellular component (GO): chromosome, centromeric region; chromatin; Ctf18 RFC-like complex
Source: RefSeq, a predicted model, not a curated record